This is a messenger RNA of Cuscuta epithymum, 16513 nucleotides long. The record is from the annotation of a GenBank genome assembly. NCBI's taxonomy places the organism in Eukaryota, Viridiplantae, Streptophyta, Magnoliopsida, Solanales, Convolvulaceae.
GUUAAAAGCCCUUAUGACUGUAGGGAACACAAUUUUUACAUAGUUAAUGUUGGAGGUAUUGGUCCUACCAAGGCCUCCCUUCCAUUUUAUUAUUGACUUGCACCCAUGUUUACUCCCACUUUGAUACCUUCUUUUGAAUCUCUCCUAACCAAUUAUAUGGCCAUUUUGACUUAUGUGGAGUGACCCCAAAUGAGUUGUCCGCUGCCUCCUCCUUUGUCUUUGUUUCACCCGUGAGUGUCCUUUAGUGUUGGCCAGUCUAUUAUUUAGCAGCUCUCUUCUUCCUUGUGAGCUUGUCCUGCGUGAGAGAAAAUCCAGAGAGCAGACCCCUUCUCCUUUCCUUUGUGUGUAAGUUGAGAGAGGCACCUUAGUGGUGGAGAUAAAACAUGGUGUUGUGUUAUGGUCUAGCCUAGGGUGGUGUAUGUGAGCCUAUUGGGGAGGUUGUAGACCUGAGCCGGAAAGAAAUCGACACCCAACAGUGGUAUCAGAGCUUGUGUUGUCGUUGCCAUAGAUUUUGCCGGUUUCCGCCACCUGGAAAGUCUCCGCCGCCGUCCGCCGCCGUGCUCCGCCGUACGCCGGCCGCCGCCGUUUCGAGGUCUAGAGGACUGUUACUCGUGGCUGGAGGUCCGCUCGCCACUGAGAAGCCUCGCUGGUGCUUUAGCCAACCAAAUCCGUCCGUCCGUCAUUUGUUGAAUUCGGAGCUCGUGGGUGAAGGUCGCCGCCGGAGCCGCCGUCCUCCGUCGCAACUGGUUGCCAUCGCAGAGAGCUCAUAGAAAUCCGAGUGUAGCUAGGUUGUUGAGCUCCUUCGUCGUUGGAGCCUCCGUCCACCUAGAUUUCGUAUCCGGAAAAGAUCGAGGCCUGGAUUUUGGAUUUGAAGACCGUCGUCUGCGAGCUAAGGACUGUAAUUGCGCAGAAGCUGGAGCGGAGGGUUUGAAAAGGAGGCAUUCACACGUGGAGUUAGUGGACUUUGGGCUGCUCAUUUGUUGGGCUGCUCAUUUGUUGCGUAGAAAGGUUGGAAAAUAACAAGGGAAGGAAGGAGUUGUCUGCUCAACUUGGCCUGGACUUGGAGCAGAGGAGUUUCGGUCAACUGCUCAGUCAAACAUGGUCAACGGAUAGUCAACAGGCAGUCCACUCCAGUCAAACCUUCCUAAAAAAAAUCCCAAUUUUUAAAAUUGGGUGGGUAAGGUCGAAACGCCUCUCCUAGGGUUUCGCUCCGGUAUUUUGACUUUUAUCCCUUUUAUCGCUUUUGUAGUGAUUUUUUAAUCUUUUAUUGUGUAGAAAUUAUGUUUUAGGUUUAUUACUGUUUUUAAAUUGAUUGAAUUGUUGUAUUGUGUUUGUGCUGAAAAUUUAUUAUUUAUUUGUGCUUAUACGGAAGAACAAGGGGUUUGAACUUGAGUUUGGUGCUCAUUAAUACUCCCCACGUAUUCGUGCUAGUUGCUCCGUAUAGUUGUAGCCUUAUAAAUAUUUAAAUUGUUUUUCAGCGAAAUUUACAUUUUAUUUUGUUGCUUGUUUUUCUAUGUGAAAAUGUCUGCUUAUAAUCAGUAUGGUAUGGCUCCAUUUAAUGGAAAAUCUGAUUUUAGCAUUUGGAAGCAAAAAAUUAAAUGUAUUUUAAUACAACAAAAAUGUUUUAAAGCAGUUGGCGAAACCUAUUUAAUUUCUGACACAGAAGAGAAAAGGGCUGAAAUGAAUGAAAAUGCAUGUUCUGUGAUUUAUUUGAACUUAUCUGACUCUGUGAUUAGAAAAGUUGGAAUUUUAGAGAGUGCUAAAAUUUUGUGGGAUAAAUUGAAUGAACUGUAUACUGAGACCUCUUUGCCUAACCGGAUAUUUUUACUUGAGAAAUUCUUCAAAUUUAGACUAGAUAUGUCUAUAGAUAUUGAAGAAAAUCUAGAUGUUUUUACCAAACUUAUUUCGGAUAUUAAGUUGUGUGGUGAUAAGCAUAUAGAUGAUUAUUCCCCUAUUGCUCUUUUAAAUGCUAUUCCUGAUUCCUUUGGUGAUGUGAAAUCUGCUAUUAAGUAUGGUAGAGAUAAUGUGACUCUUGACAUUGUGGUUAAUGGUCUUAAGAGUAAGGAAUUAGAUUUAAAACAGAUGGGUGAGGGUAGAAAAUCCGAGGAAGUUAUGCAUGUGAGGGGUAGAGAAAAUAAUAGUAGACGACAUAGAUCUAAGUCUAGGUCUAAUUCGAGGCGUUGCUAUUAUUGUCACGAAUCUGGUCAUUUCAUAAGAGACUGUCCUAAAUCUAGGGAAAAUGAGCAUAGUGAGCAUGCUAAUUUGACUACGUUUGAAGAUGAUUUAGGUGAUGUUUUUAUGAUGAAAAAUCUAUGUGAUUAUGACUAUUUGAGUUCUGUGAUAUCUGAUUCUUUGGGUAAAUCAGAUUGGGUGGUAGAUUCUGGUUGUACUUUUCAUAUGUCCCCUUUGAAAAAUGUUUUUUCAAACUAUAGAGAGAUUGAGCAUGGCUUUGUGUCUUUAGCAAAUGAGAAGAAAUGCAAUGUGCUAGGAAUAGGAGAUGUAUGCCUUAGGUUUUCUUCUGGUUAUGUGCUUACUUUGAAGAAUGUUAGGCAUGUUCCUGCGCUGUGCUGUAAUUUGCUAUCUUGUGCUUCUCUUGAAAAUGAGGGUUUGAAGGGAAAAUGGGGAAAGGGAAUCAUGAAAGUUGUGAAGGGUUGCUUAGUUGUUUUCAAAGCUGAGAUGAAAAACAACUUGUAUGUUUGUCAUGCUGAACCCCUACUUGAUUCUGUGAAUUGUGUGCAACCCUGUGUGCUAGGAAAACAAUCUAGAGUUGGUUUUCCUGAUCUGCCUAAGUGUACUAAUGUGCUUGAUUGUAUUCAUGCUGACUUGUGGGGUCCUUAUAGUGUUUCCACUCAUGGUGGGAAAAAUUAUUUUCUGACGUUGAUUGAUGAUUUUUCAAAGAAAGUGUGGGUUUUGUUGAUUGAAAAUAAAUCUGAAGUUUUUGAUAAGUUUAAAAACUGGAAAACCCUUGUUGAAAAACAAACCGGUAAGAAAAUAAAUUUUUUAAGGACCACUGUCAGUUUUGAUUUCUAUGAUGAUCAGCUUGGUGAUUUAUGUGAUACUUGGGGUAUUUCUAUGCAUAAAUCUGUUCCCUCCACACCCCAACCGGAUGGGGUUGCUGAGAGGAUGGUUAGAACUUUAUUAGAGAGGGUGAGGGCUAUGUUAGCUUCAUCUGGGCUCUCUAAUAAGUUCUGGGGGGAAGCUAUUUGUUAUGCUGUUGAUUUGGUUAAUCUGUCCCCGUCUGUUCCCUUAGGAGGGAAAUGCCCUGAAUCUGUGUUCAUGGGCAAACCACUUGACUUGCCAAAUUUGAGAGUGUUUGGUUGUGCUGCUUAUGUGAAUCGUCUGAAUGUUAAAUCUGAACCUAGGACUAAGGAAUAUGUUUUCUUAGGAUAUCAUGAUUGCAUGAAAGGUUAUAGGCUUUGGUGUAGGAGUGAAACUUGCUUCAAUGUGUUGAUGAGUAGAAAUGUCAUUUUUGUUGAAAAUGAAUUUCCUUGCCUGCUUGUUUCUCCUGAUGUUGCUCCAAAUGAGGUGGAGCAUUUGCCUGUUGAAGUUCAUUCCGAUUUACUUGUUGAAACCAAACUCAAAUUUGUGGAUGAAAAUGUUUUUCAUGGUGAAAAUAGAGAAAAUAAUAUUUCUAUUAAGGUGGAGCAUGAUGUGAAUGUUGUGUGCAAUAUGCUUGAGUUGCGUGAUUGCCAUGUUAUUAGAGAUAGAGACAUUAGGAAGCAUGUGAGAAGUUAUAUGUGCAAUGUGUUUGACUAUAUUUCCUCUGAGUUUGCUUUAAAUGUGCUUAAUUCUCUUUUAAUUAAAAUCUUUGUGAUAUUUGGUAUGCUAUUUUCUUUGUGUUUUGAAAAUGUGAUACCAAGUGAUUAUGUGAGCUCUACCUGUGCUAGUUAUAGAAAUAAUAUUGUUUCUUUUAUUUUCUUUGUGCUUGUUAUGUGUGGUUGUUGGAUUAGUUGGAAUCCCCAACUUCUCUCGGAUGCUUGCUUGCGUGGUCUAUUAACAUAUGUUGUGCUUGUUAAUAGUUUUGUGAUGGUUUUGGUUCUGAACUCGAGGACCGAUUGGUAGAGUUCAGUCCAUCGUGAAGUGGAUUUGCAUGGUAAGCUUGGUCCGAAAGGGAACUUUGGUUCUCAUCUAUUACUUGUAUGAUCGCAAUGAUGUACUUGUAAUAAUCCGGCGAUGAUGAGUCUCACAACUUUGUAUUGCUACUCUACACCACCUAGGACCAAUAAGGUGGAGAAUGUUGGAGGUAUUGGUCCUACCAAGGCCUCCCUUCCAUUUUAUUAUUGACUUGCACCCAUGUUUACUCCCACUUUGAUACCUUCUUUUGAAUCUCUCCUAACCAAUUAUAUGGCCAUUUUGACUUAUGUGGAGUGACCCCAAAUGAGUUGUCCGCUGCCUCCUCCUUUGUCUUUGUUUCACCCGUGAGUGUCCUUUAGUGUUGGCCAGUCUAUUAUUUAGCAGCUCUCUUCUUCCUUGUGAGCUUGUCCUGCGUGAGAGAAAAUCCAGAGCAGACCCCUUCUCCUUUCCUUUGUGUGUAAGUUGAGAGAGGCACCUUAGUGGUGGAGAUAAAACAUGGUGUUGUGUUAUGGUCUAGCCUAGGGUGGUGUAUGUGAGCCUAUUGGGGAGGUUGUAGACCUGAGCCGGAAAGAAAUCGACACCCAACAGUUAAUAAAUGGGAAGACUAUUUUGAACCCUAAGUUAUCACAAGAUAUGAGGACUUCCCGCUAAGUUCGACAAUUGUAAUCUGAUCAUAUCUUGCUCCCCUCUUAUGUACACUUAAACACUAUUAUUAGAUUAACACAAAUACGGUAUACCAUCAUCCUCGAGCUCUACAAUGCAAAAUAUUUUCAGAUUGAUAUCCUUAUCUCGAAGACAAUAGCCACACGUUUUAACCAUCAUAUAUCUGAAAUGAUGUUAAUUAAUACAUACUAACCUCAGUAACCUGUAUUGUAAGAGCAAGUUGUUCCAUUAAAUAUCUUUAAUAAAGAUAUGUUGCAAUUCACUUUAGAUUAUGUAUACUCUAAAAUAUGAGUUAGUAAUCCUUAUGCUAAGAUAACGAUUGUGUAAUUUCAGAUACGUUUGGAUUUGAAAUAAUCAUAUCUUGGUCAAAAUAAAGUGAAUUGCUCCCUUUAUAACCGUACCGUUAUAGUGUCGUACACUAUAUAUAAUAUGUUUAACUUGGGCUGAAGAUAAGUUGUACAUUAAAUAUUGUGUAAUUUGCUAAACGGUACGGUAAGGAUUACAAUAUGAGUGCUCUACUGAAAUCACCUAUAUUACUUUUGAACACUUACAAAUGGCUUAAAUCAUCCAGAUAUGACACUCAAAAGUGGAUAUUUAAAUGCUCGGGAUGGUAGAGAAAACGGUAUUUAAAGAGUCCGGGAGUUCAGAAGUAUUUCGUCCAUAUUUCAAACCGUGGUAUCAUUGCUAUAAGAUCUGUCUCUUAUAACUGUAUACAAAUUUAUAUUAGUGUGAACAGAUCACUGCUCAAUACGGUAUGAGCAGUGAUAACCUAAUGUUAUAAGACAAUUUAAUGACCUAAAUUAAUAUACGAGAUAUUACCCGAAAUAGGACUAAAAAGGUUUGAAAAUUCUAAAAUAGGACUGUCAUGUUUUUAUUCCAAAAAUAGGACUAAUUACUGUCAUGUUUUGGCAGUACCAGAUUUCAAACAUGGCAGUAUUUUCCAAACUUGACAGUAAUUACUCCUAUUUUGGGAAUAAAAACAUGGCAGUCCUAUUUUGGAAUUUUCAAACUGUUUUAGUCCUAUUUCGGGAACUUUCCCUUAAUAUACUGAUUUAAAAGUAUAUGAACAAUCAUACUAAGUACUUUAACAUAUAUCUAUACAUCAUAUCGAAAUGUAUAGAUAUGAUAUUAGUGGAGAAAUAGUCAAGGAUGUUGGUAAAGAUCACUUUGAAAUUGAUAUAAGUUAUAACGUUUGGGUAUAUAUCAUAGGAUAUCUUAGAUUUCCUAAUAUAGAUAUUUUACAUCAAAGUAUUUACGUUUAAAUACUUUGAAGUAAAAGGUAAUCAUGUUACUUGUUGAGUGUAUUAACAAGCUCACUCUAAACGUGGAAAGCAUUGCUAUUUCAUACAAACUUAUCUUCAGGCGCCGUUUUAAGAUGCUGUAUGCUAUUACAGACUAUGAAUGACUAUUGAUUCAAUGGACAAAAUAUGGUGUUCUUCAAUGGGAUAAGAUAGUUCGUUAUGACCAUGCUUGAUAGAGAUAGAAACCGUGCUCAAAAAUACGUUUUUGAUAUAUCAUAAUGUGAACUCAAAGUGGUUAAACUUAAUUUAUCUUCGGGCGAUAGGAACUUUUUACUAAAUGUAUAAGGGAUGAUCGUCCGACAAUCAUAUAGUAAAAUUUAGGCGAUUUAAGAGAUAAAGCCUUACGUAUUGAGUGCCGUUCAUCAACGUGUUAUAUUGACAAAUUUGAUUAGGGUAAAUAUGGUGUCUCAUAACAUAUUAUCGAGAAUACGUACGUUAAAGAUUACACAUAUAUGCCUAAACUAUAUUUAUAUCAUCGUGGGUAAUUACGCAUUUAUGAUGUCCAUUAUAGUUUAUUUUCCUUUGGAACAAUCUUACACGAUGGGCUCUUGCCGGGAAAAUUAUUCGACUCCCCCAUUAGAUAGCCAUUAUGUUUGUCACACUUUAAUCGUAGAGUAGAUCUAUCCAUAUGAGCGUAAUUCCCAUAAACUAUUAUUUAACACCAUCGAUAUUGCCCGUUCAACAGUAUUUACGCUGUGAUCGGUUUUAACAUACAACCCUAAAUCAUUAUACUCACUCCCUUUUAUGGUAUUACAGAGGAUAGAUCUAAUCCUCUGUAAUAUCAUAUUGGCAAUUCCUAAUAGUCAGUAUUAUUUCUAGCAGUGAGAAUAGUAUAGGAAUAUCACGUUUUAUCGAUCGUACUAAUAUUAGUCCGUCUAAAUAGGGUGUUUUACCAAAAUACGGGAAUUCUUAACAUCCGCGUCUAAAUAGGGUGUUUUACCAAAAUACGGGAAUUCUUAACAUCCGUUGCCAAAUUACGGGGAAAAUCCGUUGCCAAAUUACGGGAAAAAUUUAGGGUUUUCAAAAAAAGCAAAGGUCGGAAUUGGCUCUUCCGACCAGAGAUACGGUUUUGAAAAAUAGGGUGUGCUUAGUGUCGGAUUUGGCUCUUCCGACUAGGGGUUUAUUUAUUUUAUUUUUCCAUCCGAAUUGCUUUAAAUGAUGAAGUGCUUUAAAUUGAAAAAUUCCGAAUUGGCAUGUCGUUUGGAUGGUUUUUUUUAUUAUAUAAAGUUAGUUUUUUUAAAAUUGAAGUAAUACGUAUCGUGCAAUUUUUAAAAUGAAAAAUAUACAUUUUGAUUUUUUGAAUAACAAAACAUUGAUUACUUUAUACUACCUCUGUAACAAAAAAAUCUCCCUACUUUCCUUUUUCGUCCGUAAGAAAAAAAUCUUCUCAUUUCUAAAUCUUCCCACCAUACCCUCAAUAAUUCUAAAAAUAAUACACUAUUACAACUACUUUUUUUGGAUUUCUCCUACAUUCCAUCACAUUAUUCCAUUAUCUUCCCAUCAUACCCUCAAUAAUUCAUAUCAUCUUUCAUUAUUCUUAAUCCACCUACUCUUGAAAUGAGAAGGUUUUUAAGUUAUGAAGGGAGUAUAUUUUUUAAUUCAUUCGUAUUGCUAACACUACAAGAAAAAGGGGUAUUAGCGAAGGGAAAAAUGGUCACAAAAACACAAUAAACAGUCGCUAAUGGUUAUUUGCGACCACAAAAUGUGGUCGUGUGUCCGUCGCUAUUGGCUUGGCCGCAAAAGGUCUUUUGCGACCAAAAAAAGAAGUUGGUCGCUAAAACAAUUUGAGACCACACAUAAUGUGGUCGCUAAUGAUAUUAUUAAGGACCACAUUUUAUGACUAGUUGCAACCAUUAUCCCUUCGCUAAAGUAACAUUAUAAAUAUAUCAAUAUUUAUAAAUUUAUAAAUUAGUGAAAAUUGACACCAAUUCAUUGAAGAAUUUGCAAUUAUUUUUUCUUCCAGGUAGAAUGAUACGUGACUAACAUAAAUAACAUAAUACUAACACAAUAAUGUACUAAUGACAUCUGCAAAAUUGAUUAUCCAAACAUAGAAUUAUGUAAUUACAAACAUUCACUUCCGGUUCAAAACAAAGUAAACAUUAAAACUAUUUAAUUUAACUGUCAUGCAUCAUAUAAAUUGCUAAGCUACAAAAUAUAUCUAAAAAGGUAUAGGCCAGUAUUUCAAGUUGAAACAUAAGUCUAGAUUCUGAGACUUGAUCUUUGUAUCAUUGACUUUGAAGCAUCCCUUUAAUCUUUUGGACAUCAUCUUCUAAUGCAUUUAGAUGACUUAUCAAGUAUUGAUUUUCUUCUUCCGCCACAUAUAUACAACUUGGCAUCCCGCUUUUCAUAAGACGAUCCCUUUAAAUAUUUGCAACUCAUCCUACCUGCAAAACCAACAUCACUACAUUAUUAUUGUCUAAAAUACUUCUUAAUUACAUCAACAUGUGGUAAUACUGGAUCUGAUUGAACUACCUUCAUGUAUUUCCUCCUAAAUGAAUUUAUUAUGUGUUAAAUAAAAUAGCUAAGGAUGUUUUUACUUGGACUGUAAUUUGUCCCAGACCAGACCAGUUCAGUUCAGACCAGACCAGUUCAGACUAGACCAGACCAGACCAGACUUGGAUAGUUAUAAAAAUACAAAGAAACCAGACCAGAUCAGACCAGACCAGACCAGCAAAUUACAGUCCAAGUAAAAACAUCCUAAGAGGUAACUAACAAGAAAAACAAGACAUUAAAACCGUGUACUCACAUGUUUCUGAAUUGCUUCCGGUUCCUUGACAUGAUCCAAUAUUUUCGUGCGAGUUUCACACGAAGUAGCAGCCACAUCUACAAAAUAUCAUCUAAAACUUCAAAUACUUCAGUAGUGAAGGACAGAGUUUUAUAGAUAGAGGUAGCCUAACAAAUCAAAAUAUUAUAAACUCAGAUCAUACAUACACAAUACACAUACAUACACUGGACAGUUAUUACAAAUAAUAUCAUUCACACAUACUCCUAUACCACUCAUCAUUUCUCAGUUAUUGAAAAAGCCAAGAGCCUUAUAACCUUCAUACCUAUUGAAUCCAACAAUCUAUGAAGACACUAUGUGCAAGAUUUCUGCAAAUAUCAUCACUAUUAUCAUCAUUCACCUCUAACCUUUACGCAUCAUUCCUUACAUUUUCAAAGAAAGAAAAUGCAAAAUUUAGAAUCUUAUACAUCAAUUACAUAACACUAAAAAUAUAUUGGAAAUUAAUACAUAUUAUUAUAUAAAAACCAUUCGUCCCACAAAAGAAUUCUGCUUUGCAAGUAGCAUAUAUAUAUAUUGAAACUAACUACAAACUACGUUGUUUAAAAAGUAUGAGUAAAGAACUGUUUCAUAUUAUUGAAAGACUGUAAGGCCUCUCCACUUUAUUUUAUUGUUCAAUAUGUUGUAAGAGGAUACUAAAUAUAGUAUAUAGACAGGGAUACCUCCCUUAUUAGCCCCCACUUUCAAACUCUUCCAAAUUUUUCUUUAUUCAAGGCUCUGUUAACUUCCAAAUCAAGAGCACAUAGAUAAGUUAAGCUCAAUUCACACAUAUGUGCAUUAUCUUUAACUAGAUUUCAACUCAAAUGUAAUAAAAAAAAUCAACCAAUCGAAGCAUAAAUGAAACAAAUACAAAAACAUAUGUGUACCUGUUUUGGGGGACUGGUGACUAAUUUGUGGCACACCGGACAUACCAAAUUCUACAGCAGAUGACAGAAUUGUCUGCAAUUGAGGCCUUACAAUGUCUAUCUCUACAUGAUGCUUUUGUAAAUUAAAAUAAGCAAAAAGAAGGGAAAAUAUAAAGAGGAUGAGGUUACCAGAAGCCUUUCAAUGCCAAGUGCCAAAAUGAGUGACCAAUAGUGACUGCAUUGAUAAAAAAAAGUGUAUACUUUGUUCAUCAAAGUAAAUUAAAACAUAUAAAGUAUGAACAUUAGGUGUAUUUACAUGUCAGUAACUUUUAACCACAAUACCAAGACAUUGAAAAGUAUAAACUACAAGUUUCAGAAUCCUAAAUACAUAUUUUCACUACAAAAAGUAAACUUAAUGAUAAGCUACUUUGGAUGACAAAAUAAUACUCCUCGACCAGAAUUUUAAUCCAUCUCGAUAAACAUACUUUAAGAGAUCAUUAAAUUGCUUUUAUUCUAACCUACUUUGUACUCUUUUUCAAUGUAUAUUAAUGUACUAGUUUUACAUUAUACAUUGUACUUACCCCUAACUUACUAAUUUUGCAGUGUAUAUUAAUGUACUAGUUUAAGUCACUUGAAUUACUAACUUGGCAGCCCUAGAACAUCUGGACAGACUCUACGUUACCACAAAAAUAAAAAACCACACCAACACCUUCUAAAAUAGAUUGUUAAUCAGUAAAAAAACGAUGCAUUAAAAUUGUCAACAAUUAGCUUUAUCAACCCAAUGUUCUGAAUGAGAAUAUAAAUUCAAUGAAAGUUUUCAUCUGCAUCCUUUCAGCACUCAUCCUGAAACUUAUCAAUCCAGUGUGAGUAAGAGAUUUUUAUAUCAACCAUCCCCAACUCAAAAGUCAAACAAUGCCAAUGGGUUUUAGGUAUUGGUUCUAUUUUAUAUUUUCAACUCAUUUGAAAAUUUGAAACAUGAUUUCAGCAAACCCCUUUUAGCCAAAUUUGACUUUCUAUCACACAAGCUCCAAAGAUUGUCUAAUUUACUUCUAAUCAUCCUCUAGUUCUUCAUUUUUCUAUUGCAGGCAACUAUUAUUAUUAUUAUUCAAGUUUAAGAAACACAAAAGCAUUAAUGUUACAAAUACAUAUAUACAAAUAGAGACACACAAUACUCUCCAACAAAUAAUUGGAGACUACAUUGUAAGCAAAUCUACACAAAUCAACCGUAAUUCAAAACCCACGUGCUCUCUAAUCAAUAUACAUAAGGUAAAUUCGGUGUAGAUUCAAUAAAAUUUACCUCAUUUGGACUGUUAAAAUAAAAAUCCAAUACUAAAAGAUACUUCAUAGAAAGUAAAAUUAGUGAGGAAAAAAAUGAAAGCAUACUUGAUUUUGCAAGAAAUCGAAACAAAUUUGGAUGUUGAUAAAAAGUUUAGAAGAAACAUACACAUGGAGUUAGAGGAGCGAGAGAUUCUGCCGGAGAAGAUUACCGUGGUAGUAGCGUGUCGCUUGCGAGAUGUCUUUGUGAUGAGAAGACUAUAGAUUUGGGCGCGAGGAGGAGACUACAGAUCGGGGGAUUGAGUUGAUCGAUUCGCAGAGUAACUCUGUCGAGGCAGCUUGUUCUAUCAAGCGUGAGAUGUGACAAGAUUAUAUGAGAAGGAUUUAUGCGGAAAAGUUGAUCAGGAAUGUGGGUAGGGCUAAAGCGCUAGGAGGAGUACUGCCAUGGAGUCCAAGGGUUUUUCUAUUCUUAAUAACAGCUAAAUAAUGAUAGGAAAAUUGUUUACCUGGAUUUGGAUUCUUCGUCGCGGCAUGCGUCUCUGCGAAGGAGUUUUCUCUAGAGCUAUCGAUGGUGAGUCUGCGUCUCUGAGAAGGUUUCUCCAGAGAGCAAUCGUCUGUGGAAGGGUUUCUCUCCAGCGGUCCAGCCGUCCAGGGUUCCAAGGUUUCUUCCAAUUUUUAAUUAAAGGAAAAAAAGCAAAAGUAACACUAAAAAACCGGGCCCUAUUUUUUGGGUUCAUGAAUCACGCCACCCGCCAAAAGAAAUUUAUUUAGCGACGGGAUGUUAUGCAAAUAGCGACGAGAUAUUUUAAUGGUCCCGGAAAAACUAAUACAUAAGCGACCGUAUAAAAUGUGGUCGUUAUCGGUAAUGUAUUGCGACCAAAUUCAAGGUCAGUCGCAAAUUCUUGGUCGCAAAAACUCAAAUUUCUUGUAGUGUAAUUAAAUUCAAAAAAUGAAGUACAAAUUUCAUUUGUUUAAUGGAAGUGAACAAAACAAAUGUAGUUUUUAAUUUAAUUUAUUAAUAAAUAGAUAUUGCUUGCUCGGCCCUGGCAUGUCACCUCCGCCAGUGUUCCAAAACCUCGGUGUGGCCAUAUUAAACUGCACAAAUUAAUAGAAUAAUUUGUUUAUUUUUAUAUAUGAAACAUUGAUUUCGUAUGAAAGAUAAAAAUAAAUUAUGAAUUUGGUAUAGUUUUUGUAAUAAUCAGAAUACAAUCACAAAAGAUAUAACGCUUUAAAAAGAAGAUAAUUUUUAAAGUCUUAAUUUUUUUUUGAUUUUUAUAUAUUCAAUAUUGGUGUCAUAUGAAAGAUAAUAAAAAGUUAUAAAUUUUGGUAUAUGUUUUGUAACAAUCAGAGUACAAAUAAAAAAAUUAUAGUAGUUCAAAGAAAACAAGAGAUUUUAUUUUGGGUGGGACCCAUUACCUUAUAUUUCUUGCAUGUUACGUGCCUUAUUUACGAACAAACCAAAAAAAUGGCUUCCCCUGAGUAUAUUUCUUUCAUACCCUAAUUAACUUUUCCAUAUUUUGGCAUAUGAGACCCAAAAAUCCCGCAUUUUGGUAAUUUCCUCGUCUAAAUACUUAUCUUCAAUCGGAAAUAUUUGUAAAGCUUUAAUAGCUUUAAAGCGUAUUAGAAUGGAGCUCGUUAAUCAUUAGAGAUUCUUAUGUUAUUGAUCGGGUUACUAUAUCUUAGACUGAUAAGUUACACUAAUAUAACUGCCAAAAAUGAUGUUUUACACCGUUUCUUAAGUACCGUUUUACACCAAUUAUUUUAGGAAUGAAACAAGAUGGUUAUGCCUUAAUGUCUACCGUUUAAUCGUUUUAAUGGACUAAGUAUCCGAAUUUAAACUAUUUAGUAAGCUUAUCUUGCUAAAUGAUAUCUAAUCAUAAACCCGAUCAUUUAUCAGGAACUAAAGGGAACUUCAUGCACAAAUAAUCUGCUCAACAGAUUAUUUAUGCUAAAAAUUAUAAGUUUGUUCCCAUAUUCGGAUUUACACAAGUACUUCGAUAUUAUAUACUACCUCCGUUCUCUUUUAAAUGCAACGUUGGACUUUUUGCACUAUUCACAUGUUCUACUUUGACUACAUUUCAUUUAUUAAUGUAAUAAUAUAUAUUUUUGAAAAAAAUAUUGUUAAAUUUUUCUCAUUAUAAAUUUUCAGAAUCUAUUUUUUAAACGGUUUUUACUAAUCGGGAAUUAUAUAUAUUAAUGGUCAAAAUUGUGCCUCGGCAAAUGUGAAAUGUUAACUGUUGCAUUUAUUUGAGAACGGAGGAAGUACCUAUUAAUAUAAUUCUUCAAUACUCGGGACUGAUAAUCCAAUUGUCAACUUACAAUUGGAUUAAUCUAAAGUGCACAUUGUAAACCAUCUUGAACAACCACCUUGAGAUCACCUUUGGGACGCAUGUGUACACAAAACAAAACGUUAAAUAUUAUCGCAUUGGUGAAAGGCACUCAUUACCUUACGGAUAAUACUAAGGUUAAACAAUUUCAUAUAAUAGGUUUCUACUUUUUUUGAGCUAACGAGAAAUAUUUAUUAACCAUAAAUAUUUGUGAAUUUAUGGUUAAUCUUUACCGUUUACUUAAUGCAUUGUUAUUGAAGUUGGAACAAAAGCAGAAAUAUUGCCUUUUAUAUGUAGGGGAUUGUAAAUUAUAAAGGUCAUAAAACUCCAAACGGUAUUGCUCUAUACGACAAUACGGUUUUAGAUUUAUUAUAGGCAAUGAUUGGAAUAAAAGCUUUAUGGAUACCCCAGCCAGUUUUGAGCUUUUAUUGGAUACCCCAGCCAGUUUUGAAACGUACUAGCUUAGCUUGGAAGACGUUUCAUAUCACAAUCAUCCCUUUAAUGAUUUAGCGUUUUCAACCUAAAUAGGACGUAAAAGUGCCUAAGUAGAGCACUAAAUUAUCAUAGAGCACUUUGAUAAUUUGUAAUAUAUCUACGCUAAAUAGAGCAUCUAAAUAGAAUAUCAAGUUUUAUACGCCGUUGGGGAAUAGUCUAGAUAAUUUAGGAAAUAAUUAGAUAUUUAUGACUAAAAUGAAGAGUAUUUACAAAAAUGUGAUUAGUGACUAGAGUAGCAAUGAAAUCAUGGUAACUUAUAUAUAAUUUUUGAACCAUAGUUACUAUGAUCCUACAUUGCAGUAACUAUUAGUCACAUUUUUGUAAAUUAGUUUUAUUUUGGUAAUAUUUUUGAAAAAACCCCAUAAUUUAGUGCUCUACUAAAUUUAUAGGGAUUAACCUAUAUACUAACUGUUUUAACAGAAUAGUGCACGGGUUGUACCUUUAUAAAGACCGCCGUAGGGGGGUAGGACCCACCCUUUCACUAAAGCUGGUGUGAAAACGUUAAAAGUAAUGAAAUUUUCGAAAGUAAACAUUAUGUGGAAAUCAGUUUAUGUGGUCUAAAGAUAGGCCAUAAAUUCUUAAAAGUGCUCUAUUUAAAUGAUAGCGUUGCAAUAUAAUAGAGAUUGCUUAAUGCAUUGUAAUUGAAAGAAAAAUGUUAAAUAUGAUUUUUCAAUUUGUCUGUAGCGGUAUGUGUGGUCCAAUGCGCUUGUAUAUCUCUGACAUGUGAUAUAUUACUUAGUAUUUUGAGGUAUAUUUUCGUUUGGAAGCCUGUGAUGAUAUAUCCUAAAUAGGUCUUCAGGACAAACCUGUCUAUAAAAGUGAUUGCCUAUAUUUCAGGAUUGUUGAGAAUAAACAGUCCUAAUAUGGUGAAGAUUGUAUUUUUAUAUACACACUUAGUGAGUAUGAUAUAAACAGAUAUAUUGUCACAAUCUUUUAAAACGAUACCACCGUUAAGAUAUCUUAUUUUUUAAUUUAGGCUGUUGCCUAAAUUUAUCUGGAAGACAUGUUUUAAAACGAGUGUCUUCACAUCUCCAAAAGUAUGAAGAUAAACCCUUGGUGUAAUAUUUGUCAAAUAAUUAUGUAUAACUAAGAGCACUUAAGUUGUUAUAUCUUAAGACCACGGUUAUUAUAAUUAAAGAUAACCAUUUGAACAUACUCUGAGUGUAUAUGCAAACGGAUUGGUAAUAUCAAGGGUUUUAUAUUUUAUUACAGUAAACUUAAUACAUAUUCUGAUCACAUAUAAGAUAUGAUCAGUUCACAAAUGGUAUUUGUCAAAAUGAUGAAACAGUCAUCCAUUUCUCCAUCCCUUGAUAUUUCGAAACCGGCGCCUGAAGAUAAGUUUUAUAGCUCGAUAAGAUCUUUCCAACGAGAUAGAAAAUUUCGAGAUCGCCGAUAUGAGGGAAAGUGAUAGGCACUAGUUAUUAGUGCCUAAGUGUACAUUUUUAUUAUCAUUUGUAAUAUUUAUUUACUAGUAUUAUGCAAGUUUGUAAUUGUUAGUUUGCAUUUGAUUGUAAUCGUAUUAGUGUGUUGCUGCCAGAGGACCCACGUGUCUUGUGUGUAUUACGACGGCGUUCCAUCCAUCCUUCUGGAUAACCAUGCUUAACAAAGCAUCGGUCUUCAGUAUGUCCUGGCUUUGAACAAAAAGUACAAGUCAUGAAACUGCCUGGUGGUCGUGUUACCCCCCCUGAACCUCGACCAUGAGAAGCGUUUCCACGGACAGCGAAACUCAUGGGAUUUAUUCCAUCCACGUGACCACCAGUAAUAAUCCGCACCUCCUCUUCCUGGAUUAGUCGUGCAUAUACGAUAUUGAGAGAUGGCAGUGGGUCGAUGCCCAAUAGGCUGGACCUGACUCAGAAACUUGCUAUUCAAUUGAGAAAAAUCAACUAACAAAUGCUCUGUAUAUUUGAGUUUUCUUUAAUGCAAAUCUUCUCACUUUAUGACCAUUCAGCCAAUUCCUCAUUUAAUGAGUUUCUUUAUCUUGGGUUUGCAUUAUCAGUGCUUAUUAUUUUAUUUUGAUGGAGUGUAAGUUUUUUCAUUGUAAAUUUUAGUAAAGGACGAGUUAUUCCGUUUUCAUGUCAUGAACAAAAAGAAGCAGGUCUCCAGACAUUAUAAUGUGAUUUUGAAAUGUUUACAUUUGUUUUGAUCUUUAUAUGUAGUACUAUUUGUCUUCCAUGUUUCUCUCAUUACGUUAUUUAUUUUUUGAAUAAAAUAUUUCACCCUAAUAUUGGAACCAAUGUUGAAAUUUGUGUGAAUGGCUGAGUAUGAUGGGAGCACGACCGUACAUAUGUUCUUGGAUGGUGAGCAAGGUGAAUGGCUUGGUGGAUUCCAGUAUAUUGCGUACGCAAACGUCACACUCUAAUCCGAAGGGGACAAGUUUUCUGCCACUCUCUCACAAUGUUCUGUUGAAACCGGUUUCUAUGUUCAGAGUUAUAUGUCUGUGGGGGAUCCAAUUAGGAAGAAGAGGAGAAUGAAGAGGAAGGGGCAGUGGCAAACCUAACUGAGAAACUGCUCUUGCUUAACUUAUCACUUAUGGAAUGGUAUAAAAAUUGAAGAUUAUCAAUCUCCUAGCUAGGCCUUAUGUAAUUUAAUGAAGUUACCCUGUUUUUUCUUUUUUAGAUAGCACUCUGUAUGUAACUAGUUUAAUGUAUACUGAGAUAUUGAAUUAUCCGUAUGCUACUAAUUUGUUUUGUAUCAAAUGAGUGAAUUAUAUAUAAUUACUAGGUAUGUUUUAUAUACCUAAUUAUAACGUUAUUA